Molecule: messenger RNA, 1675 nt
Organism: Populus nigra (black poplar)
Lineage: Eukaryota; Viridiplantae; Streptophyta; Magnoliopsida; Malpighiales; Salicaceae
Product: KH domain-containing protein At5g56140-like
Exons: 7
Coding region: 456-1172 (238 amino acids)
Biological process (GO): regulation of mRNA splicing, via spliceosome
Cellular component (GO): nucleus
Molecular function (GO): mRNA binding
Source: RefSeq, a predicted model, not a curated record
AUAUAUAUAUAGCUGGAAUCUAUCUCUCUCGUUUCACUUUAACUGUCUGCUUUACAAAUCUAGAGAGAUCUAGAUCCUUGAUCUCAGUUGCUGAGAUCUAGGUUUUGUUAUUACGUGACUGGAAUCUGAUACUGUUUUGCUGUGUAGUUUGUUUCGCUAGUUACUUUACUGCUGGAUUUAGUGAUUUAUGUCACUAAAUUGAUCCAAUAACUCGAUAUGUGCUUCGGUUUGUUUCUUUAUGAAUCAAAUCAACUCAUUUACUGUUUUUUUUCACUGUCUGCUGUUGAUUUAUGUGUUCAUGUGGUGUUAAGCAGGAAAUUCUGAAACUUUAUAGUUGCGUUUUGUAUCUGUUUGAGCUUGGAAUCGCUGAUUUGUAGCUCAAUUCCGAUCAUUGAAAUGGUUUCUGAUGGUAUUUGUCGGAGUUGUUGGCAGAGCGUCACAAGAUUAUUCCAUUUAUGCCUGUGCUUCCUAAUAUCUAUCGGUUGUUGAACCAAGAAAUAUUGCGUGUAACUACACUGUUGGGGAAUGCAUCAGUUUUAGGUCAAAGUGGGCUUGAACAUGCUAGUCCUCUGGCUUCUGGAGGAAUAUUUUCAAAUGGAGCAGCUGAUGCAAAUGGAUGGGCAUCACGGUUUCAAUCAGAAAUAUCAGGUAUGUUGCAGCCCUCAUCAGCACAAAACUGGCUGGGCUCUCAAGGUAGCUCAUCCGGUCUUAUUGCUAAGAGAACUAUUAGAGUGGAUAUUCCUGUCGACAAAUAUCCUAAUUAUAACUUUGUUGGGCGCCUUCUUGGUCCUAGGGGGAACUCCCUUAAGCGAGUGGAAGCUAGCACAGAGUGCCGUGUCCUGAUCAGAGGCCGUGGAAGCAUUAAGGAUCCAGCCAAGGAAGAAAUGAUGAGAGGGAAACCGGGGUAUGAGCAUCUCAAUGAACCUCUCCACAUCUUAGUUGAGGGUGAAUUGCCAGUUGAGAUUGUUGAUGCUCGGCUAAUGCAGGCACGUGAGAUACUCGAAGACUUGUUGAAGCCUGUGGAUGAAUCACAGGAUUACUACAAGAAGCAGCAACUGAGAGAGCUAGCAAUGCUGAAUGGUACACUUCGCGAGGAAGGUUCUCCUAUGUCAGGUUCUGUCUCCCCCUUCAACAACAGCCUUGGUAUGAAGAGGGCUAAGACCAGGGGGUAAUGGAUUCCUGAACCUAGUGGGCUCUUGGAGCUUGUUUACUAGUUCUGCCAGUGAUCAGCGGUUCUGACAGCAGAGGUGCUCCUGCGUCAGCCAAUGCUCCCAACUGCCAUCGGGGCACUGGCACUGUCUUGUGCCAGUUCUAACUUGUUUCUAUAUGAGGUGUGUUUAUCUUGUGUUUGGGGAAGGUUUAAUGACAGUGUCGCAUGUUAAGGGACAGUUCAGUUGGGGUUUUGCGUUUGUAUGUUGCUCUAGGCAGUUUGGAAUCAAGGAUUGCCAAUGUAUUAAAAUAGGGCCUUACUAUAUAAGCUUGCGAUGACAGUUGAUGGGCAUUUGUGUGAGAAAGUUGACGUAUAUUUUGUAUACAGUAAUGAUCAACAAGUCUACCCAAAUGCACCUCAGCUGGGUUGGAGUGUUGUCCUAUUAAGUGUAGACUGUACUCGAAUUUGUCGAAGGCAUUCUUUGUCGUCUCCUACAAUAAUUGUAUUUGCCUUCUUGCCCCCUUC